AUGCCGUCUCGCAUUAUUGUCGUCACUGGCGCCACGGGCAACCAGGGCACAGGCGUUGUCCUAGCUCUACUAGCCUCCGAUAAGAACUAUCACGUCCGCGCCUUAACGCGCGAUGUGAACUCAUCUCGGGCCAAAAACCUUCUAGAUGAGUGCUCUGGAAAGGCCGAGCCCAACCGUCUCAACCUUGUCUCGGGUCACGCUUAUGACCAGAGCAGCCUACGUUCGGCGUUUGCUGGUGCUUAUGGUGUUUUCGCCGUCACCUCCGAGAUCUAUCAUGGCAAGGUCUUGGUUGCGGAGGCGGAAAUGGCCCACGAGAUCGAGGCGGGCCGCAACAUGGUCCUGGCAGCCAAAGAAUCUGGCGUCAAGCACUUUGUCUUCAGCAGCCUGCCUAGCAUGGAUGAGGUUACCCGCGGGCAAUUUCUCGGUAUUCAUCAUAUGAACAACAAGCAUGCUGUUGAAAUGAUCGCAAAAGAGCAUUUGAGCGGCUUGACUUGUCUUAUUCCUGGUUUCUUUUACACAAAUUUAAGAUGGCCUCAGUACACUCGUCGCCGCUCGGACGGGGUGGUUGAGUUCCGCACGCCCAUUCCCAGCAGACAGGUCGCGCAGUGGACCGACCCAAGUUACGACAUGGGAAGCUUUGCAGCACGGGUCUUCGAUCUGGGCUUCGACGUGACUGCAGGCAAGACGUAUCUCGUCAUGAGCCCCCUCAUUACCCCCGAAGAAAUGGCUCAGACAUUCACAAGGGUCACAGGGCAGCCUGCUGUUCAUGAUCCCAUCAGCCCUGAAAAGUUUGGCGAGAUGACAGCCCCGUUCGUUGGCCCAGCCUUUAAAUUGGAUGCACAGAAGAUGAUGGAAUGGGCUUCUAUAACGCCAGUGAACAAGGUUUGCUUCGGAGCCAUGGACCCUUCGAAGAUGAACGAUACGUUUGAGGAGCUAGGGAUCAGGGCCACUUCCUUCGAAGAUUGGCUUAGGCGUAGUGCGUGGAAGGGACCUGAGUGA
Molecule: messenger RNA, 999 nt
Organism: Penicillium bovifimosum
Lineage: Eukaryota; Fungi; Ascomycota; Eurotiomycetes; Eurotiales; Aspergillaceae
Exons: 4
Coding region: 1-999 (332 amino acids)
Source: RefSeq, a predicted model, not a curated record